This is a messenger RNA of Vidua chalybeata, 1254 nucleotides long. RefSeq names its product pleckstrin homology like domain family B member 3 (gene PHLDB3). Lineage: Eukaryota; Metazoa; Chordata; Aves; Passeriformes; Viduidae. The transcript is spliced from 11 exons. The coding region runs from base 180 to 1253 and encodes 357 amino acids. The record is from RefSeq and is a predicted model, not a curated record.
CUUCCCACGGUGCGCGGCGGGGAAGCCCCGCCCCCACCCACCCCAGGUGUGCGCGAUGACGUCACGGCGGCGCGGCCCCGCCCCCCCACGGCCAGGUGCGCGCGCUCGGAGUCGGGGGGCGCCGGGGGAGGGGGAGGGGAGGCCGGACCCGCCCCUCCCCCCCAGCUCCGGAGCGUCCCAUGGUGCACCGCGGCGGGGGGGACAGCCCCCCCUCCCCCCCCGGCCCAGGGGACGGGCCCGCGGCGGCGCUGGAGGGGCUGAGGCUGGAGGACGAACGCCCCCCUAAAGAAGGGGGAGGGGCGGCGAUGACGUCAGAGACGAUUAGCUCAGAGGCAGUGACGUCAGAGACGAUGACGUCAGAGAUGAUGACGUCACAGGCAUCGGUGACGGCGGGGGGGCAGCCCGUUCUGGCCCAGCUGAUGUUCUCCCACUGCACCGACCGGCGCUGGAUCCUCCUGGGGCCCCCCUGCGACCCCCCCCGGGUGCUGGCGCUGCGCAGCUCCGUGCAGGGCGCCAUUGGCCUCCAGAGGUCCGGGAGCCUCCCCCGGCGCCGCGUGGGGGAGGGGCCGGGACCCCCCCACCCCCCCCGGCCCCGCUCCCAGCACGGCCACGGUGCGCUGGCGCUGCAGCUGGACCCCGAAUCGUACAGUUUGCCCAGUACGUGUCUCCGACUGGCCCAACUGGAGCUGCGGGUCCGGGAGGCCUUGGCCGAGCGCGAGCGGCUCCUCCGCGCCAGGGAGGCUCGAAAAGCUGCCAAGGCCCCGCCCACCACGGACACACCCAUUUCUCAUGAGGCCACGCCCUCUCCAGCACAGGACACCCCCCCUGUGGCUCAGGCCACGCCCCCUCCAGAGCCCGACCUCCUGUGUGCCCUCCGUGCCCGGGGCCACCGUCCCGAGGCUGUCGGGGGGCUGCGGAUUUUGGGGGGGUCCCUGAGGGGUCCCCUCACCAAGAUGGGGGGGCGCAUCAAGACCUGGCGGCGACGCUGGUUCCACCUGGACCCCCAGAGGAGGGUCCUGGCCUAUUAUGGGGACCAAGCACAGACGAAGCUCAAGGGCGUCAUCUACUUCCAAGCCAUCGAGGAGGUUUGGUACGACCCCGGGCGCGUGGCCGGAAAGAGCCCCAACCCGCGCCUCACCUUCUGCCUCAAGACCUACGAGCGCCUGUUCUGGCUGGUGGCUCCCAGCGCCGAAGCCUUGAGGAUCUGGAUGGACGCCGUGCUCACCCUGACCCGCGGCAGCGGCUCCUUCUGAG